Molecule: messenger RNA, 606 nt
Organism: Bipolaris zeicola 26-R-13
Lineage: Eukaryota; Fungi; Ascomycota; Dothideomycetes; Pleosporales; Pleosporaceae
Exons: 5
Coding region: 1-606 (201 amino acids)
Biological process (GO): vesicle-mediated transport; intracellular protein transport
Cellular component (GO): cytoplasm
Molecular function (GO): GTP binding; GTPase activity
Source: RefSeq, a predicted model, not a curated record
AUGGGCGCGUCCAUAUCCAAGGCCAUGGCCAAGAUCUUCGGAUCAAAGGAGAUGCGGCUGCUGAUGCUGGGCCUCGACGCCGCUGGAAAGACGACCAUCCUUUACAAGCUCAAGCUUGACCAAGAUGUCACCACUAUCCCCACUGUCGGCUUCAACGUCGAGACCGUCACAUAUAAGAAUACCAAGUUCAACGUCUGGGACGUCGGCGGCCAAGACAAGAUCCGCCCGCUGUGGAGGCAUUAUUUCUCUGGUAUGUUGGGCCGUCACGGCACCGUUCCGGGUAGGCGAGUAAACAUGCGAACCCAGGGACUCAUCUUCGUCAUCGACUCCAACGACCGCGCCCGUAUCGAGGAGGCAAAGACCGAACUCACUCGCAUCAUCCAGGACAGGGAAAUGAAGGACGCACUGUUGCUGGUAUUCGCCAACAAGCAGGACUUGAGCGGAGCAAUGCGACCCAAGGAAGUAUCCGAUCUCCUACAAUUAGACAAGAUUGCCAAAGACCACGUAUGGAAAGUAGAGCCCAGCUGUGCGACAACAGGCGAGGGUAUUUUCGAGGGACUGGCAUGGCUCUCCAACAACGUAAAGCUGCCACCGGGCGCCAAGUAG